Monomorium pharaonis (pharaoh ant) is the source of this 3554-nucleotide messenger RNA. RefSeq lists its product as uncharacterized. Gene Ontology annotation, molecular function: nucleic acid binding; zinc ion binding. The record is from RefSeq and is a predicted model, not a curated record. The coding region runs from base 425 to 1711 and encodes 428 amino acids. Lineage: Eukaryota; Metazoa; Arthropoda; Insecta; Hymenoptera; Formicidae. The transcript has 3 exons.
UAACUGUGAAGACCGUUUCCUGCGACCGUCCAACCAGAAGGGUCUACACCGAGGGGUAGCCACAACACGACGCCUCCUGAGCCGACCAAGCUGACAGCCAAUCAAGAGAGUCACCUAAAGGAUAUCCCGGGAGCUACUCAUUGAGAUAUCCGUGGGAUUGCCUUCGUCUGUCUGGGAUAAUUUGGGAUAUCCUCAGGAUAAAGUGUGCUGUGUGGGUUACGGCCGGCUAGGCCGUUAUUUGUUCUCGGAAGUCUGUAUUAAAUUAAAUCUCUCUGAUAAAAGCGUGUGAGACAUUAAAGUGGAUAGACCUAACCUCCCCGGUGGGCUGGGGCCGGCGGAUGGCCACGUGCCAUCCCCGCCUUCGCCUCCAUAUGAAGAGAUAUCGAACGAUCUGAAGAAAUUUUGCACACAAAUCAGUAAAAAUAUGUCUCAAGAAGAAGUCAUGGAUAUAAGCCCGGUGGAAAUAACGUCUGCAAAGAGAGCUCUUUCAACAGAAGGUGAGUCGGACAAUCGUCAGCCUCCCCCCAAAAAUCAAAAGAAGAUCCGAAAGCCCCCUUCCAAGGAGGCUAAGGAACAUGAGGCAGCCUCAACUUCAUCUGAAAUAGUGACCGGCACGCAGUCCAAGGACCUCCCAGUGAAAUAUGGUGCCUUUACAAAGGCCCCAUAUGUUUUACACUUUAGACUGCCCUCCUCAAAGACGGACAAGGAAAAGACGAGAAAGAGGACCUCCCUGCUAAAGGUAUCAAAAAUGCUUGCUAAUGCCAACGUCAAAUUUUUGAAUCUAAGAAACUAUUCGUUCGACAUGUGGGUGGCUACUUUUCCCACGAAAACGGCAGCUAAUGCAGUACUCUCUAAUAAAUAUAUAAAAGAUGCAGGCUUUGCUGUUUUUAUUCCGGCAUACAAGCUAACACGCAAGAUGGUCAUCAGAAAUAUUCCUAUAGAAUUUUCUCUAGAAGAAAUAAAGAAGGCAAUAGAGGAGGAAAACUCCGACAUUAUGAUACAUAAUAUUUUUAGAUUAAAGAAGAAGGAUCGCACCACUGCCCUAUGGACCGACUCAGAAAAUAUAUGUGUGCAAAAAAUGGGGGAGGACAUCCCAGAGAGCCUCCUUAUCAUGCGCACAAUAAACACAGUCACACCCUACAUCUCAUCGGUCAGACUAUGUUAUAAAUGUGGCUAUUUUGGUCACAUUAGCAAAUACUGCGAAAGGAAUCCAAGAUGUCUUCAAUGUGGAGAGAGUGAUCACCAAAGCUCAAAGGAUCAGCCGUGCCAAAAGGAAAAAAAAUGCAUAAACUGCUCCGGUUCUCAUUCAACCACAGAUAGAGAGUGCCCUCUUUACGUUAGAAACGCUGAAAUAGCAAGAGUGAUGGCUUAUGAUAAUCUCUUUGAGGCCAAAACUCUGGUUAUCAGGCAAGAAAAGAAGACACCUGUAAUAACACCGCCGAAAACAAUCAAGAAUUUUCCCCUUCUCCCACAAAAGAAGGGAGUGUCUUUGGUCGACAAUCCGGCUAUGUUCCAGUCAUCAGUCAAGAGCGAUCGGUUAUGGACACAAUUAUUCACCCAUUGCGCGGCAGAGGUUAAGGCUAGAGCGUACCGCCUGCUGGACUGGCUGCUGGAAUUAGAAGAAAUUGAUGACCUAUUUGACAGGAUGGAGAAGACUUUGGAAAACCACAAGAUAGUAGUGGAACACACAAAACAAAAAAGACUUGGCUAACUAAUCAAAAUACUUUCCUCUUGAGAGGAUUUGACAUAAUUAGGAAGGACAGAGAGAACAGAAAAGGCGGCGGAGUGGCGAUAAUUGUGUCUCACUCUCUUAAGUAUCGAGCCAUCCAGAUACCAUACGAUUGCUUAGGCAAGAUAGAGGUUUGUGCGGCGGAAAUUUUUCUUGUCGGUGAGUCUUUAAUACUAAUAGCAUGUUACCGCCCUCCUAAUUUAGGAGUUAUUACAGAUGACGAAUGGAGUAGAUUUAUUAAUCAAUUUGGAAACCAUAUUUUGGUUAUUUUUGCCGGAGAUUUUAAUGCUCACAAUGGGCAUUGGGGCUUGAAUUAUUCAUGCCCAAACGGUAGAAAUUUAUGAUCGGCUAUUGAGGAUUCGGAUUUUGCACUGGUUGGGGAUGGUUCUCCAACUUUUUGUGGUGACGCUAUUAGAAGCCCUUCUACUAUCGACCUCACUAUUUGUCAUGUAUCUAUGCUACCUAAAAUCUAAAGAACGGUCCUCCCAGACGCAUGGGGUAGCGAUCAUUUCCCGAUCUGUGUCGAAACAUUCUAUUCCCAAAAUAUAGCAAAAAACCGAUGAAAAGGCCCCCACUAUAUAAUAAGUCAACCAACUGGAAAAAUUUCCAAAUAAUUAUGGAUGCUGAUGUCAAAAAUCUUAUUACAGACCAAGAAAAUGAUGUUCUUAGUAUAUACACUAAGCAUAUACACAACUUUUGUGGCCUCAAUCGAAAAGGCUGUAAAGGAAGCAUCAGCCCCGCUUAAGGACCGCCUUUCCAUAGGCCCUCCUCCGUGCUUAUGGUGGUCAAGAGAAUGCGACAAUCUCGUCAAUGAUAGAAAACUGGCAUGGCACAGAUUUAACAUCACGAGAAAUUACGAAGAUUUUGAGCGCUACAAACAGCAAUGUGCAUUAACGAAAAAAGGACUGCGCAGAAUUAAAUAUGAAAAGUUUAAAGAAUUCAAUGAAUCAAUUAAAAAAGACACCAGCCCAACAUUUAUCUGGAACACUGUUAAAAAAUUUGAUUCAAGAUGGAACCGUAUUGAAAACAGUCAGUCAAUAUCCGAAGAUAAGAUUGAAACAAUCUCCAAACAAAUAGACGAACUCUUUCCCCCUUGGGUCCCUCCCCCCACGCCAGAUCUUAUGUCUCCAGGAUCAGAUAACUUUAUGGACCUUCCUUUUACUCACGAGGAACUAACUUGGGCUAUAGAGUCAGUUAACGUGAAAUCGAGUCCAGGUAUCGAUAGAAUUGAUUACAAAAUUAUUAAAAAUUUCUCCCCGAUGGGCAGAUCGGUUCUUCUUAGAAUUUUUAAUCUGAUUUUUAGAAAAGGUCUUUUUCCAGAAGAAUGGAGGAAAUAUCUAGUUUGCUUCAUUCCUAAAACAGGCAAAAACAAGUUCCGCCCAAUUUCGUUGUCAUCGUACCUAGGAAAGAUAAUGGAAAGAAUGAUUACCAAUCGUCUUCUUUGGUGGUUGGAAGUCAAUAACGUUCUCCCGUCCUCACAAUUUGGCUUCCGUAAGCAAAAAUCCUGUAUGGAUAAUUUGUCAAUUCUUUACGCUGAUAUUAUUGGGGGUUUUGAAGAAAAGAGGAAUGUUCCUGCGGUUUUCCUAGACAUCAAGGCCGCCUAUGACAACGUUCUACCGAAUAUAUUAAUCAAUAAUUUACUGGAAAUAGGUAUUCCUCCUCUUACUCGUCAAUUUAUAUUUAAUUUAACAUCUUUUAGGCGUGUAUCUUGUCGAUUUCAGGAAUUAGACGUCAAAAGAUAUGCAUAUAAAGGCCUUCCGCAAGGAAGUGUCUUAAGUCCUAUUCUAUACACACUGUAUGUCCAAGAUUUGGAUAGAUAUUGCCA